Messenger RNA from Perkinsus marinus ATCC 50983, 567 nucleotides. RefSeq names its product RAB6 protein, putative. Gene Ontology annotation, molecular function: GTPase activity; GTP binding. Lineage: Eukaryota; Perkinsozoa; Perkinsida; Perkinsidae. The record is from RefSeq and is a predicted model, not a curated record. Bases 1 to 567 code for a protein of 188 amino acids. The transcript has 7 exons.
AUGUCGUCGAGCCAUGCAUCAGAGCAGUCCAGUGAGAAGCGACCAAUAAGCUCUCAUAAAGUCAUUUUCCUUGGUAUAGAUUUUGUGGCGAAAGUGAUCACACUUGACGAUGGUCGGAUGAUCAAAUUGCAGUUGUGGGAUACGGCUGGACAGGAGAGGUUCAGAUCUCUGAUACCUGCUUACCUGCGAGAUACUGCGGCAUGUGUCGUGGUGUUCGAUCUGAGCUCGAAAGAAUCUUUCAAUUCUGUUAGAAGCUGGGUUGACCAAGUACGCGAUGAGAAAGGUACAAAUGGAGGGGUGGAAAUAGUGUUGGUCGGUAAUAAGGCGGACAUGGCAGAUUUACGACAGGUUUCCAAUGAAGAGGCAAAUGCCUUGGCGGAAGAGCUCGGCUUGAAGUAUUUUGAAACUAGUGCUAAAAGUGGCAUUGAUAUCGAUGAAAUUUUCACCGAGAUUGCCAAAUCGAUACCAGAAGAGGACCCAGUACUUGGAGGAUCGAACACUAUCAGAGUUACUAGCGGUGAUGAGCUCAGCAAUGCGGCUGCUAAAAGUCAAUCAUGCGGUUGUUGA